AUGGCGCUCUCCAGCGAAUGGCCCGUAAAGGACAUUGUCUAUACGUCCAUUGUCGGCGUCGUCAUGUUGAUGGCCUGUCUUGAGUGGUUCCUCUGGCUCGCUGCUUUCAUGUACUGUCUAUACAAGGUCUUCCGAAAGGCCGAACAUUGGUCUAUACGUGUGCUCUGCUUCCUUGUCGGCCUUGCUUUCGCCCUGCUACGCUUCAUCUUCCUACCGAUCAUGGUAGUUACACUGCCGCUGCCGAGCCAGAUCACCAAGAUCUGGCCACCCGCCGUCGUCUCCUUCCUGCAGUGGUUCGCCUUCUGGAGCUUCGCGAUCCUCCUGACCGUUCCGUGGCUCUUUUGCGUAUACCAGCUCGUCACAAACCAACUCGGCCGCACAAAGCGCAUCAAGCGCGUUCUCGACGAUGUUACGGCCCCCAAAGUGGUCAUUGUCAUGCCGUGCUACCGCGAAGAGCCCGAUGUCCUGGUAACGGCCAUCAACUCCGUCGUCGACUGCGACUAUCCGCCCGCCUGCAUCCAUGUUUUCCUCUCCUUCGACGGCGAUCAAGUGGACGAGCUCUACCUCAGCACGUUGGAAAGGCUCGGCGUGCCUACGACCAUGGGAACGUAUCCUAGAAGUAUUGACGUGACAUACAAGGCUGCGCGCAUCACCAUUUCUCGCUUCCCCCACGGCGGCAAGCGCCACUGCCAGAAGUCGACCUUUAAGCUCAUAGACAGGGUGUAUGCCCAGUAUUUGAAGAGGAACGACAACCUCUUCAUCCUCUUCAUCGAUUCGGACUGCAUCCUGGACAAGGUGUGUCUGCAGAACUUUGUCUACGACAUGGAACUCAGCCCUGGCAACUCAAGGGACAUGCUCGCCAUGACGGGCAUCAUCACGUCAACGACUCGCAAGCACAGCAUCAUCACGCUACUUCAAGACAUGGAGUACAUACACGGGCAACUGUUCGAGCGCACCGUUGAAUCCGGUUGCGGUUCCGUGACGUGUCUUCCCGGGGCGCUCACCAUGCUCCGGUUCUCGGCCUUUAGGAGAAUGGCCAAGUACUACUUUGCGGACAAGGCUGAGCAGUGUGAUGACCUCUUCGACUUUGCCAAAUGUCACCUGGGCGAGGACCGAUGGCUCACACAUCUCUUCAUGAUUGGCGCCAAGAAGCGCCAUCAGAUCCAGAUGUGCACAUCGGCCUUUUGCAAAACCGAGGCCGUGCAGACCUAUCGCUCCCUGGUUAAGCAACGGCGCCGAUGGUUCCUUGGCUUCAUCACCAACGAAGUGUGCAUGCUCACGGAUUGGCGACUAUGGAAGCGAUACCCCACGCUCAUCAUCGUCCGCUUCAUGCAAAACACGAUCCGGACAACCGCUCUAUUGUUCUUCAUCAUGGUGCUGGCCCUGCUUACGACGGUGGUCAAGGUGGACAACCUGCCCGUGGGCUUCAUUGCCGUCUCGCUGGGUCUCAACUGGCUCCUCAUGCUCUACUUUGGGGCGAAGUUGAGGCGGUUCAAGAUCUGGCUGUACCCGCUCAUGUUCGUGCUCAACCCGUUCUUCAACUGGUACUACAUGGUUUAUGGGAUAUUCACUGCGGGUCAGAGGACCUGGGGAGGGCCGAGGGCGGACGCUGCGGCGGCCGAUACUAACACGACGGCGCGUGAGGCGGCCGAGCAGGCAGAGGCCCAGGGAGACGAGCUCAACGUGGUGCCCGAGUCGUUCAAGCCGGCACAGGAGGCGCGGAGAGCGGCCAGCAAACGGCUGCAGUCGUCGGGCAGCGGGCUGGGCCGCAAGGUCAGCGUGGUCAGGCCGCCGGACCAGAUCGACGGCAAGUUCUCGGCCAGGCAGAAGAUGGCGACGGGUGUGUACGCGUACACGGACGAGUCAGAGGCGAGCACCGGGCUCAUGGGCGCGUCGUCGACGCAACUGUCGUAUUGGACUGGCGACUGGCGCGACUCCCUCGACAGCCUCAACACGACUCGCACAGAAGAGAAGGCUCCGCACGUGGCGGUCGCGGUCGACAGAUUCAUGGGGGAAGAGGACCGUCGCAAAUACGCGAUUGCCCAGCAGGCGCAGCUCCAUCGCCACGACGAAGAUGUCGAGCUGGGAUAUUACUCUGUGCGCGAGCUGGAACCGGAGAGAGUGCCGCUGGCUCAGGAGCGUCGAGACUCUUCGGAGGUGGAAUACGAAGAUGUCACCAAGCAGAAGUAA
Purpureocillium lilacinum is the source of this 2190-nucleotide messenger RNA. RefSeq lists its product as uncharacterized. Gene Ontology annotation, molecular function: chitin synthase activity. The record is from RefSeq and is a predicted model, not a curated record. NCBI's taxonomy places the organism in Eukaryota, Fungi, Ascomycota, Sordariomycetes, Hypocreales, Ophiocordycipitaceae. Gene Ontology annotation, cellular component: cell periphery; cell septum.